Messenger RNA from Podarcis muralis (Common wall lizard), 8063 nucleotides. RefSeq names its product TIAM Rac1 associated GEF 1 (gene TIAM1). Gene Ontology annotation, biological process: activation of GTPase activity; small GTPase-mediated signal transduction. Gene Ontology annotation, molecular function: guanyl-nucleotide exchange factor activity; protein binding. Lineage: Eukaryota; Metazoa; Chordata; Lepidosauria; Squamata; Lacertidae. Gene Ontology annotation, cellular component: plasma membrane; cytosol. The record is from RefSeq and is a predicted model, not a curated record.
CCGCGUCGGUUAGAUUGGCCGGCGGCGCAGCCAAUGGAGCUCGGUUUCCAAGGAACCGGCAGGCCCCGCCCUCCGCAGCGCUUGCGGUAACAAUAUGGCAGCGGCCGCUAUUGGCAGAAUGGGCUCGUCUUGAGCGCGGCGGCGGCGGCACUGGCGACCCUGGCACUGCAGCGGGAAAGGAGCCAUCCUGAGCGCCUGCCCUUCUCGAGCGCGCUGCUCCCUUGCCUCGCCUCGCUCGGCCGGGGCGCCCCUAGAGCUGGGUUAAAGCUGUGAAGUGAAGAAAUGAUUCCUGCAUUUCCUAUUUCCCAGGCUUCUUGUGAUCUGCUUGGUGAACACAUCCUCUUAAGAGACAUGUAUUGCCUUGAAAAGCCACGCUGUUCUUUGAUGUGAGCUGCAUAAAUUGUUGCUGUUGGACCCUGGAAUACAACGCUUUAGGGUUGCAUUACUUCAAGAGCAUUUAGCUGCUUUUCCCAUGGAGCAGAGGUUUUUGGCAUAUAUUCACAGGCUCCGACAAGACAGUAAUGGAGUCAUUGGGUGGCAGCUGGUGACAGAUUCUGCAGUUCCAGUAACUGCUCAUUUUAAUAGCAUUUGCAGUUAUAUACAUCUAUAUCCCACAUUUCUUUUGGAGAAAGUGCAGCAUACCAGUGCUGCCUUGUAAGGAUGAUCGAAGAGUGAUAAAUGGAUGGAUUUCUGCUGCCCUUUCCACUGUUGGGGGAGAUAGAAUUUUAAACAAAAAUGGAAAAUGGUGGAGAGAAUGGUGGAGCUGCUCUGUUGUCAAAUUUGUAAGCCCUUCUCCAAAAGAAUGGCAGUGGAGCCUCGCUAUACCCUUAAACCAUGGGAAAUGCAGAGAGCCAAAAUGUAGAACAUCAAUUUUAUGGAGAGAAACAUGCCAGCUUGGGAAGAAAACAUACAUCACGUUCCCUUCGCCUUUCGAACAAAGCAUCUCGCCGGACCAGACAUGCUUCCUCAGGAAAAAUUAUUCACAGGAAUUCAGAAGUAAGCACACGAUCUAGCAGUACUCCUAGUAUUCCUCAGUCCUUAGCAGAGAAUGGCCUGGAGCCCUUUACCCAAGAAGCCAACUUGGAGGAUUUUGGAAGCCCAAUCUGGGUAGACAGGAUGGAUAUGGGCUUAAGGCCAGUUUCUUACCACACUGAUUCUUCGGUUACUCCCAGCGUGGAUAGCAGCACAGUCCUCAUGGCAGCCUCAGUACAGAGUAUGCCAAAUUCAGAAAGCGGUAGACUUUAUGGAGAUGAAUCAACAUAUCUGGCUGAAGGGGGUAGCAGGCAACAUUCGUAUUCAACAAAUGGGACCAAUUUCUUGGAGCCUAUAAGUUUCAAGAAGAAACGUUCAAAAUCUGCGGAUAUAUGGCGUGAGGACAGUUUGGAAUUUUCACUCUCUGAUCUCAGUCAAGAACAUUUGACAAGCAACGAAGAAAUCCUAGGCUCUACUGAGGAGAAGGAAAGUGAGGAGACUCGAGGAAGAGAGGCGGGCAGCAGUCGCCAGCCAUUGGUCACCUGCCAGCGCGCCAAUUCCAUGAGUGACUUGUAUACUCCAAAAAACUCAAAUGCUGCAAUCAAUGGGGGUCCACGAAAUACGCUAGGAGGGUACUGUCGGAAUUUAAUGUCUCAUAUUCCAGAUAUGGAGAACCACAAAAUGUCACCAGCCACAACAGAGAAUGUUCCUUCUUACAGUAAUUACAACACGCUCCCCUGCAGGAAAUCUCAUUGCCUCUCAGAAGGAAUCACUCACCCAAAAAUGAGCCAUAGCAACAGUAUGCAUGGCAGACGAGCAAAAACAACUCAGGAUGUGAAUGCAGGCGAAGGGAGUGAAUUUGCAGACAGUGGGAUUGAGGGGGCAACGACUGACACGGACCUUCUUUCCAGACGUUCCAAUGCCACAAACUCCAGCUACUCUCCAACGACCAGCCGGGCCUUUGCUGGCAGCGACAGCGGCAGCUCUUCCACUGGAGAUGGGGCUCGUCAGGGAGUCUAUGAGAACUUCCGGAGGGAGUUGGAGAUGAGUAGCACCAAUGAUAACUUGGAUGAAGCUGGAUCUGCCCUGAGCGAUGAGCAGAGCAGUGGGACUUUGAGUUCCCCAGGACAGUCGGACAUACUUCUUACAGCAGGCCAGGGGACAGUACGGAAAGCAGGAGCGCUUGCAGUGAAGAACUUUCUUGUGCACAAAAAGAACAAGAAGGUGGAGUUAGCCGCACGGAGGAAAUGGAAGCAGUACUGGGUUUCUUUAAAAGGAUGCACAUUAUUCUUCUACGAAAGUGAUGGCAGAUCUGGAAUAGACCACAACAGCAUCCCAAAACAUGCUGUCUGGGUGGAAAACAGCAUAGUGCAAGCAGUGCCUGAGCACCCAAAGAAAGACUAUGUUUUCUGCCUCAGCAAUUCCCUUGGUGAUGCUUUUCUGUUUCAGACUUCUAGUCAAACGGAACUGGAGAACUGGAUAACAGCAGUUCAUUCUGCUUGCGCGACUGCAGUGGCCCGACAGCACCACAAAGAAGACACUGUCAAGCUGUUGAAAACAGAGAUUAAAAAACUGGAGCAGAAGAUUGAUAUGGACGAGAAGAUGAAGAAAAUGGGGGAAAUGCAUUUCCUCAGUUUGUCUUCUGUCAGAGACUCCAAGAAGAAGAAGACAAUUCUUGAUCAGAUCUUUGUUUGGGAACAAAACCUGGAACAGUUCCAAAUGGAUCUCUUUCGGUAUCGUUGCUACUUAGCUAGCCUCCAGGGCGGGGAACUGCCAAAUCCAAAAACGUUGCUCGCAUUUGCAAGUCGCCCAACUAAAGAUGCAAUGGGCCGUCUUGGAAUCUUUUCAGUGUCUUCUUUUCAUGCACUGGUGGCCGCUCGCACAGGCGAAUCUGGUGUCAGGAGAAGAACACAGGUGAUGUCGAGAUCAGCAAGCAAACGGAGAAGCCGUUUCUCUUCCCUUUGGGGUUUGGACACCACUUCAAAGAAAAAGCAAGGGAGACCAAGCAUUAAUCAGGUGUUUGGUGAAGGAGCUGAUUCUGUAAAGAAAUCUUUAGAAGGAAUAUUUGAUGACACUGUUCAAGAAAGCAAGAGAGAAAAAGAAGUGGCGCUCACCACAGUCCACCCACAUAAUCCUGAUUCUGACAUCUGGGUUCAUGAGUAUUUUACACCAUCCUGGUACUGCCUGCCAAAUAACCAGUCUGCCCUGACGGUAGUCCACCCAGGGGACACAACACGGGAUGUCCUGGAAAUGAUUUGUAAGGCACAUCAGCUGGAUUACUCAGCUCACUAUCUACGUCUUAAGUUCCUGACAGGAAACCAAAUGCAAUCCUACAUACCAAAGCCAGAAGAGGAUAUUUAUGAAUUGUUGUAUAAAGAAAUUGAAAUCUGUGAGAAAAUUACACAGCAAAUUCGGAUUGAAAAAUCUGACACGUCGUCUGAUAACUAUGGCUUUUCUCUGUCCUCUGUGGAAGAAGAGGGGAUUCGGCGGCUCCAUGUAAACAGCGUCAAAGAGACAGGCCUGGCUUUCAAAAAAGGCCUGAAAGCUGGUGAUGAGAUCGUUGAAAUCAAUAAGAAAGCUGCUGAAGACUUGAAUUCGGCCAUGCUAAGAGAUGUUCUUGUUCAGCCUUCUCUGUGCCUUACAGUACGGACUUAUCCUGAGAGACAGGCAGGGCAGAAACUAAUGCAGCUGCCACAACGCCGCACAGAUGGUUCACUCGACCUGACCGACAGUCCAUUGCGCUCUGUUGGCAAUAGCCAAGGACACUUGUUCUGCAGUGAUCAGGACAGCUGUGCUGAGACAACUCCAGAAGAGGCAGAAGUGCAUGUCUUGGAGUCCUCCAGUGAGGGUGAUAAAACUGGCAAGAGCACAGAACAGGUUGCUGCUUUUUGUCGCAGUCUUCAUGAGAUGAAUUCGUCUGACUCUUGUGUGACCCCUCAGGAAUUUACUGGGCCUCAGCAAGCCACUACAAGACAGCUAACCGAUGCUGACAAACUGCGCAAGGUUAUUUGUGAACUCCUUGAAACAGAACGCACAUAUGUCAAGGAUUUAAAUUGUCUAAUGGAGAGAUACCUGAUGCCUCUGCAAAAGGAAACAUUCCUCACUCAAGAAGAGCUGGACGUUCUCUUUGGAAAUUUGACUGAAAUGGUGGCAUUUCAGGUUGAAUUCCUGAAAACGCUUGAAGACGGGGUGAGGUUGGUUCCAGAUCUGGAAAAGCUUGAAAAAGUUGACCAGUUUAAAAAAGUGUUAUUUUCCUUGGGUGGGUCAUUCCUUUAUUAUGCUGAUCGUUUCAAGCUCUACAGUGCCUUUUGUGCCAGCCAUACAAAAGUUCCAAAAGUUCUUGUGAAAGCUAAGACAGACACUGCGUUUAAGGCUUUUUUGGAUGCUCAGAAUCCCAGACGACAACACUCGUCCACGCUAGAGUCGUACCUCAUCAAACCCAUCCAGAGGAUAUUGAAGUACCCUCUUUUGCUGAAAGAACUCUUUGCCCUCACUGAUGCAGACAGUGAAGAGCAUUAUCACCUGGACGUGGCCAUAAAAACAAUGAACAAAGUUGCCAGCCAUAUUAAUGAAAUGCAGAAAAUCCAUGAGGAAUAUGGUGCUGUGUUUGACCAGCUCAUUGCAGAGCAAACAGGAGACAAAAAAGAGGUUGCAGAUCUUUCUAUGGGAGACUUACUUUUGCACACCACAGUCAUCUGGCUUAAUCCUCCCACAUCGCUUGGGAAGUGGAAAAAGGAACCUGAAUUGGCAGCAUUUGUAUUCAAAACUGCUGUGGUUCUUGUCUACAAAGAUGGCUCCAAACAGAAGAAAAAAUUGGGAGGAUCACACAGGGCUUCAAUAUACGAAGACUCAGACCCAUUCCGUUUCCGUCACAUGAUUCCUUUAGAAGCUCUGCAAGUUCGGGCACCGGCAAGCGCAGACGCAGAGGCCAAUUCUGUCUGUGAGAUUGUUCAUGUGAAAUCUGAGUCUGAAGGCAGGCCAGAGAGGUCAUUCCACCUUUGUUGUAGUUCCCCAGAUCAUCGGAAGGACUUUCUGAAGUCUAUUCACUCAAUAUUACGUGACAAGCACAGAAGGCAGCUUCUUAAAACUGAAAGUUUGCCUUCAUCCCAGCAGUAUGUUCCUUUUGGAGGAAAAAGACUCAGUGCUUUAAAAGGUGCAAGGCCAGCUAUGAACAGGGCAGUGUCUGCCCCAAGCAAGUCUCUUGGGAGGCGGAGGAGGAGGCUGGCUCGAAACAGAUUUACCAUUGAUUCAGACGCCGUGUUCGCCAGCAGUCCCGAGAAAGAGCCCCAGCAGGCCUCCAACAACAAGGACACUGACCGCUGGGUAGAAGAACAAUUUGACCUCGGCCAGUACGAAGAGCAAGAGGACAUUAAAGAAACCGACAUUCUCAGUGACGACGAAGAAUACUGCGAGCCUCUGCGGAGCACCAUGGUGGAAAAAGAACUUCAGGAGCAGCUACAGGCAGCUUCCAUUACAAGCAACCAGUCGUGCCGAGGCGACAAAGUGCGGUUUGCUUUGGGGACGCAUGCGUCCAGAAUGACUCAGCUAAAGAAGCAAGCUGCUCUCUCUGGAAUUAAUGGCAGCAUGGAAGGCAACAGUGAAGAGGUCAUCUGGGUCCGCCGUGAAGAUUUCGUACCACCAAGGAAACUGAACACUGAGCUUUAGAGCUGCCACUUUCUCAUUAGAUGGUAGGCAUAGAUGUGCCCCCAACCCACCCCUUACACAUUGUGGAGAAUGACCCUAUGGAAUGCACACUUGCACAUACAGUUAUGGCAGCUAAACUGGUUGAAACCACACAGCCUCCCCCCCCCGCCACCUUCUCAUUUCCCUUAAGGUAAUGCAUAACAGGGGAGGGGGGAGCAAAACAAACUGGAAUGAGCUUGAGUCCUUCUCUGUACAUUACCAAGGGCUUUAUUUAUUCGAAACUAAUCAGGCGCUGCAUAUUGAAAUGGGAUGCAUAGAUCUUACUAGAAUACACAUUGCUGUGGUUGUGUGUAUGUGGUUUUUAAAAAAACAAAACAAAAAUGCAUCAAAUUUGCUUAAGUUGAUAGCACAAGCAGCAAACAAAUUGUAUAUGUGACAUGUCAAUCAUGGGUUCAUCUUAAGCAAGGAAGCUUCAAGGAAUAAGUCUUUCAGGCUGCAGUAUUCUUAUAUCCCCCUUAAACGUCAACAUUUCUCACUCUCAUCCAGCAAGGGAGUUCCAUGCCAAGAAGCGGACAUCAGUGCAUGGACUUCCCUAAUUUAUGGGAUGCCACGGUUGGCGUUUGAGUGGAGGGGAAAAAAAUCUUUCGUUCAGUACCCAGGGGUAUGCAUGGGGUGGAGCUGCACUGCGCAUGCACCACUGAACAGAUAUUUGGGGCUGUCAGCUCAGAAUGGUCCAGUCACUUGCUUGGGGAGGAAACAGAACCAGGCUCCCCUUUCUCCCAUCCCUUCACAAGUGAUCAGUACUGACAACACCAAACGUUUGUUUGGCAUGGGAGGUACUUGUACACAGUAGCAUUCACAAAGCUUACUGUCACCAAGGGAGGAUCUCUGGAUCCAGCAACACUAUGUAUAUUUUAGGAAUGUGUGAGGGGAAAUCUGGAAUUUAUGUUGUGCCGAGUUCUCUUUGGUCUGUGGCUAGUCUGAUUUAAUGUCAACGUUGGAAGUUCUAGUUUUACAUUAAAGAAAAAAAAUUAUAACAAUGCCAAACUCUUUUUUUAUUUGAAAAAGAGAUCCAAAUUUAACACUUGAAAAAGAUAUUUUUUGUAUUUUACCUGAAAUGCAAGGGCACAAAGGGAUGGGAAUUUUACAGUGUUAGCCUGCAAUCUUAUGCACACUUGCUAGGGACUAAGUCUCAUUUGACACAGCAGGACUUGUUUCCGAGUAGAAGUGCAUGAGAUUGUGUUUCCGUUCCAACUCUAGGAUGUAAAGCAACCCUUUUAGAAAGGGUUGAGGAUGUUGGUUUUAUAGUAUAAUUCUAAACUGGAAACUCUUAGGGAUAAUCUUUUUUUUUCCUUUUUGUAAAAUAAAUAUAAAACUGGACAGCUGUACAUAUUUGAGACUGGAAUUAAGUUAGCAAUGUCAUUAAAUAGCUGAGAAACCAAGAGGGUUAAAUUAAUCCCUGCUGUAAAUUCUGUUGGAAUAGGCAGUCUGCAUCUAGGAUGAGUUUGAUCCUCUGUGGUUGAUGAAGUUAGGGCUCAGGAAAAAUUGAACAUUUUGUGGCCAAAAAACCUGACCUCCUCCUAUUAUUAUCCUCUGUGAUAUCAGUGUACUUAUUGAUUGCUCCCCUGCCCCAACCCACUGUGGAAUAUGAGCAAUGUUCUGAACAAUAAAACUUCUUCUUUUUUUUCAAUUUAAAAAUUCUUAUUUAAACAUCUGUAACAGGGUAAAGUUGUGACCGAAAUUUAAAGAUUUCCAAAUAAUUUUUAAAGAGCACUUUUUCUGUUUAAAUAUUUAUAUAGCUUUCCCAUUUUAGUUUUGAUCUGCGAAAAAAAAGGGGGGGGAGAGAGUUUUGUUGUUUGGUUUGGGGUUUUUUGAAGGGAUCAUUUUUGUAUCUAUUGAUGUUUGACACAUUAGUAGGUACGCUGAAAGCCUAAAAUUUUAUAAUAGCUUUAGGGAUUCUAUUUUAUACAAUCAGCUGUGGCUAUAUUUUGAGACAUGAAUGGAAAAUGUUACCGGGCGGCAGCACCAGCUGCCUUGUGUCCCAGCCAAUAUUGGAGUCUCACCCGCACUAUAUUCAGUGUUUUGAAAGUUUUAUUGUCUUUAACUUUUGCAAUCUCUUCAUUGUUUUCUUAAAAAGCUUUAGCAAGGUUUUUACACCCUGUGUUAUCUCACUAUAUUUAAAUUCAAGUCGGUUGUGUACCAAUUUAUUAGACAUGACAAUGUUUUAGCUGUCCCCAGUAGAAUACAAUAAGCUUGUCAAAUGCUGAACGUCCUGUACUUGGAGGGUGCCAUUGUUCUUGUACAUAACGUCAUGAACUGUCAAUGUCAAAGGUUCUUAUAUAUUUCUUUUAUAAGCUGAAAGAAGGUCUAUUUUUAUGUUUUUAGGUAUAUGAAUGGAACGUUGUAAAUGCCUGUCAAAUAAAACAAUACGGGGGAAAAUAUUGGAA